This is a messenger RNA of Leptosomus discolor (cuckoo roller), 1596 nucleotides long. Its product is annotated as flavin-containing monooxygenase 1-like. Gene Ontology annotation, molecular function: NADP binding; N,N-dimethylaniline monooxygenase activity; flavin adenine dinucleotide binding. Lineage: Eukaryota; Metazoa; Chordata; Aves; Leptosomiformes; Leptosomidae. The record is from RefSeq and is a predicted model, not a curated record.
AUGAGAGUGGCAGUGGUGGGUGCAGGCACCAGUGGGCUGGCAGCCACCAAGUGCUGCCUGGAUGAAGGGCUGGAGCCCACCUGCUUCGAGCAGAGCCAGGACAUCGGAGGACUCUGGCGCUACACGGAGCACAUUGAGGCCCGCCGGCCAAGCCUGUACCCGUCGGUCAUCAGCAACACCUCGAAGGAGAUGUCCGUGUUCUCUGACUUCCCCUACCCUGAGGACUUCCCGGUGUUCCUGCCCAAUGCCCAGCUCCUGGACUACCUCCGGCUCUAUGCUGAGCGCUUUGGCCUUCGCAAGCACAUCAAAUUAGGGACCACUGUUGUCAGCAUCCGAAAACACCCCAACUUUGCCACCACGGGCCAGUGGGAUGUGGUCACAGAGGCAGAUGGGAAGCAGACAUCUCACAUUUUCGAUGCUGUUAUGGUUUGCAGCGGCAAUUUCUCCGAGCCAUUCCUGCCCCUGCACUCUUUUCCUGGCAUCAAGAGGUUUCAAGGCCAGUACUUUCAUAGCCGGCAGUACAAGCAUCCUGACGUGUUUCAGGGGAAGCGUGUCCUCGUGGUCGGCAUGGGCAAUUCGGGAGCGGACAUCGCAGUGGAGGCCAGCCGUGUAGCCGCAAAGGUGACCAUUUCCACAAGUCGAGGUGCCUGGCUGCUCAGCCGGGUGUUUGAACAUGGCUACCCAUGGGACAUGGUUUUGAACACUCGCCUUAUGAGCUUGAUCAGAAAUGGCCUCCCCGGACCCCUUUCACGGAGGUUGCUCGACUACAAGGUGAACCGGUGGUUCAAUCAUGAAAACUAUGGUCUUCAACCAGAGAAGAGCUGCCUGGUGCGCGAGCCUGUGCUGAACGAUGAUCUUCCAAGCUACAUCCUGACGGGGAGGAUCACCAUCAAGCCAGGCGUGAAAGAGUUCAAGGACAACUCAGUUGUUUUCCACAAUUGCCCUAAGGAGGAGCCCAUUGAUAUUGUCGUCUUCUGCACGGGUUACAACAUCUCCUUCCCGUUCCUAGAAGAAGCAGUUGUCACGGUGGAAAAGAACCACGUGUCCCUCUACAAAUACAUGUUCCCAACCGACCUGCAGAGGCCCACACUGGCUGUCAUUGGGCUGAUCAAGACACUAGGAGCCAUGAUGCCAGUGACAGAGAUGCAAGCACGCUGGGCAACCCGCGUAUUCAAAGGCUUGUGUCGGCUGCCUCCUCGAUCUGUCAUGGAGAAGGAAGUAAAUGAGAAGAACAAAAACCAAGUGCAAUGGUUCGGUCUGUCCUUCGAUGAAGUCCUGAAAACCGAGUGGCUCGCCUACAUGGACAAGAUCGCCUCUUUCAUCGGUGCCAAGCCCAGUGUGCUGGGCCUGCUCUGCAGGGACCCUCGGCUGGCCCUUACUGUUUUCUUCGGCCCCUGCACCCCCUACCAGUACCGGCUGGGGGGGGCCGGGGAGCGCUGGGAGGGGGCACGCCAGGCCAUCCUCACCCAGUGGGACCGGACCCUGAAGCCCACGAGAACACGAGUCCCCGCCAGCUCCUCCAACACCUGCCCUUGUCUACUGAUUGUGGUGGGGUUUCUCCUGCUCCUGGCUGCCUGGGUUUUCAGUUUCCAGUAG